UCUUUGUCAAGAGACCUCUUCACUAUUUUGCUUCUUCAGGUGACCAUAUGGAGAUCAGAUUCCUUCCUGGUGGUUGGACCUUCAGAACCUAUUGUGGCUAUGUUGGGUGCAGAAACAGUUCUACCCUGUCGUGUGUCACCAGCCAUGAGUGUGGAGAACAUGGAGCUGCGGUGGUUUCGGUCCCAGAUCUCAGAGACUGUGUAUGUGUAUCAGGAUGGAAUGGAGCAGGUGGAAGAACAAGUAGUAGAUUAUAAGGGAAGAACAGAAUUAGUAAAAGAUUACAUCACUGAGGGAAGAGUAGCUGUGAGAAUCUACAGUCUUCGGGUCUCAGACAAUGGGAUUUAUAAGUGCUUAUUUAAAAAAGGAAAUGAUUUUGAAGAAGCCACUUUGGAGUUAAAGGUAAUAGGUCUGGGUUCUGGACCUCAUGUUUCUAUUGUAAGUCCAGAAGAUAAAGGAAUAAGGCUGAGAUGUACAGGCAAAGGGUGGUUUCCCCAACCUGAGGUACAAUGGAACAAUGCAAGAGGAGAGAAAAUGCCAUCCCUCUCUGAGGAGGAGACCAAAGAUGAAGAUGGGUUGUACAAUAUACAGGCAUCCAUCAUUGUUGAAGACUCCUCAAACAGAGAGGUGUCUUGCUCCUUGAAGAACCCCUUCUUUGGACAAGAGCAGGUGGAAACCAUUUCUAUUCCAGAGCCCUUUUUCCCUAGGUCCUCUCCAUGGAAGGCAGCAUUUGCUGUGACAUUUUUCCUUCUUGGAAUUUUCGUGUGUUCUGUUUUGCUCCUGGCCUGGAAAAGACAACAGGAAAAUAAGAAAACACGUAAUAUCCAGGAAGAAAAAAACAAAGAAACACAAAAGAGAGAAUCACUUGAGAAACAGCUUUUACAAAGGAAAGAGUUAUAUCAGCAGGAUUGGAGAAAAGCACAGUUAUAUGCUGACUGGAGAAAGGAACAGUUCAAAGCAGUGGCUGUUACUCUGGAUCCCGAUAAAGCUCAUUCCAACCUCAGCUUAUCUGAUGAUCAAACAAAAGUUUCAAUGAAAAAUGCUCCUCAGAGUUCUGAUAUUUCCACAGAACAAUUGCAAGAGGAAUCGGAAACCAUAUACAGUGUUCUGGGAAAGAAUUCCUUUACAGAUGGGAGACAUUAUUGGGAGGUAGAAGUGAAGACAGAAGAAAACACUGAAAUAAGAUGGGCUCUGGGUGUUUGCUCAGAUACAGUGAUGAGAAGUGGGUGGUUUGUAGAAAGUCCAGAUAGAAAUUUCUGGGUGUUCGGUUAUGAAGAUGGGAAAUUCAAAGUUUUCACCUCCAAGUCUGAGUCCCUAUUGCUGAGGCAGCAACCUAGCAGGAUUGGAGUUUUCCUGGACUAUGAAGGUGGGGACCUGUCCUUUUACAAUAUGAAUGAUGGCUCUCACAUAUAUUCUUUCACUAAAAUCACCUUCUUUGGUACCCUUCGUCCUUAUUUUAGCCUUCAGGGUGCAGUCAUAUCUGUGAUUACAUGCCAAGAUUCAGAUCAUGCUGAAAAUCAAUUCAAUUCUUCUCAAAAAACAUCUGUACCUAAUGUCAGCAGUAAUGAUAUAGAUGUCCCUCAAGAAGCCAAAUCUCUACUUUCUUCAUAA
Molecule: messenger RNA, 1608 nt
Organism: Sorex fumeus (smoky shrew)
Lineage: Eukaryota; Metazoa; Chordata; Mammalia; Eulipotyphla; Soricidae
Product: butyrophilin subfamily 1 member A1-like
Exons: 9
Coding region: 100-1608 (502 amino acids)
Biological process (GO): regulation of cytokine production; T cell receptor signaling pathway
Cellular component (GO): external side of plasma membrane
Molecular function (GO): signaling receptor binding
Source: RefSeq, a predicted model, not a curated record